AUGACCGAGACAAUGUCCGAAGAUUACGAGGUAGUCCCGAGGAGCGACGGGUCAUGCGAGGACGCGGAAACGCAAGCGGACUUUGGAAUGCCGGGUUGGGAAGCGGCGGUUGCCUCUCUCACUCUCGGAUUCAUCGUUCUAGCUACGGUUCUGGGGAAUUCAUUGGUAAUCCUGAGCGUCUUCACCUAUAGGCCCCUGAGAAUAGUCCAAAACUUUUUCAUCGUUUCACUUGCGGUAGCCGAUCUGGCCUUGGCGAUCCUUGUGAUGCCAUUCAACCUAGCUUACCUCCUUCUCGGUAAAUGGAUCUUUGGUAUACACUUUUGCAAGCUCUGGCUGACAUGCGACGUUCUCUGUUGCACCGCGAGCAUACUCAAUCUCUGCGCGAUAGCUCUCGAUCGUUAUUGGGCCAUUACCGAUCCGAUUAAUUACGCGCAGAAGCGUACGCUGAAGAGAGUUCUUGGAACGAUAGCCGGAGUUUGGCUCCUGUCCGGUGCCAUAAGCUCGCCACCUUUGGCAGGAUGGAACGAUUGGCCGGAAGAACUCGAGGACGACACGCCGUGUCAGCUUACCAGAAGGCAAGGCUACGUGAUUUAUUCGGCGCUCGGCUCCUUCUUCAUACCCUUAUUCCUGAUGAGCCUCGUUUAUCUCGAGAUAUUUCUCGCUACGAGAAGGAGAUUGCGCGAACGUGCUCGACAGAGCAGACUCGGUGCCGUUCAAUCUACGAGACACCGUGAGACCGACGACGCCGAGUCCGUAAGUUCCGAGACGAAUCACAACGAGAGAUCGACGCCGCGGACGCACGCAAAGCCCUCGCUGAUCGACGACGAGCCGACCGAGGUGACGAUCGGCGGUGGUGGCGGUGGUGCCACCGGCAGCGUCACCGGCAAUUCUCGACGAAUCGCAUCUGCCAGCGGUGCUGGACAAACCCCACCUACCACCGCUACGGUCUACCAAUUCAUCGAGGAACGACAGAGAAUUUCUCUCUCGAAGGAGAGACGCGCCGCGAGAACGCUCGGCGUCAUCAUGGGCGUCUUCGUGGUUUGCUGGCUACCCUUCUUCCUCAUGUACGUCAUCGUCCCAUUCUGCCCGGCUUGCUGUCCCUCCAUCAGGCUCGUUUACAUCAUCACGUGGCUGGGUUAUCUCAACAGCGCUCUCAAUCCUCUCAUCUAUACCAUAUUCAAUCUCGACUACAGGCGAGCUUUCCGAAGGCUAUUGCGCAUUCGCUGA
Vespa velutina is the source of this 1227-nucleotide messenger RNA. RefSeq names its product tyramine receptor 1. The transcript has a single exon. The coding region runs from base 1 to 1227 and encodes 408 amino acids. Gene Ontology annotation, molecular function: octopamine receptor activity. Gene Ontology annotation, biological process: adenylate cyclase-activating adrenergic receptor signaling pathway. NCBI's taxonomy places the organism in Eukaryota, Metazoa, Arthropoda, Insecta, Hymenoptera, Vespidae. Gene Ontology annotation, cellular component: membrane. The record is from RefSeq and is a predicted model, not a curated record.